AUGGAAGAACAAUCUACAAUUGCAGUGUACUCGCUAUCCAAUGCAGAGUACGAGAUAAGGAAGAGGCAAAUCGAUGAUAAGAUUAAGAACGCGUGGGAGUCGAUCAUCGCGAAAUAUAGCCAGUACGACUUGGACAACCAAGGUGAUGUUGUGGAUAUCCAUACUGGAAAAAUCGUCGAGGACAAUGGGCAUCUCAGGUCACUCUCGAAAAAAAAGAAAAGUGCCCCGAAACUAGGUGCCAAUCUGAAGUAUUUGACUUGGAAGCAACCGAAGGAUAAAGAAAAGUUAAGCCUGGCACCAAUAUCCGAAAAGAAGUCGAAAUCGAAAUCAAUGCUGAAGCAAAAGUCGGGAUCUGAAAGUCAAUUGGCAUCAAAACCAAAAUUAAAACUGGAAAACAAUAGGACAUCGAAAAGAAAAUUGACAACAGAACAACAGGUCUCAAUCCCGGUAUCAGGAAGCAAAUCUACAUCUACAUCAAAACCAAAGACAUUAUUAAAGACCAAAUCGACGUCAAAAACAAAACCAAGAUCAGGAAAAUCUAUAUUAAAACCCCAAUCGACAUCAAAACCCAAAUCGACAUCAAAACCAAAAUCGGCAUCAAAACCAAAAUCGGCGUCAAAGGCGAAAUUAACAUUGGAAAAUAAAUCUAUAGCAGAACCAAAUGCUACAAAAAAGUCAAAGCCAGCAUCUGAACGAAAAGCAACACCGAAAUCAAAACCUACAUCUGAACCGAAAUCAAUAACCAAACCAACAUCAAAGCCAAAAUCAGCAUUAAAAUUGACCCUGAAAGCCCAGCCAAAACUUGCCUCACAGUCAGAUUCGACACUCAGCUCAAUAUCAAAACCGAAAAUAAUACGAAAGUCAUACUCCCCUAACAAAACCGCAUCUCUCAAAGAUACAAUCAAACCUAAUACCAAGAGUGACAAUAAUGAUGAGAGUAGUGACAAAGAUGAUAUGGAUCCUCCUGUUCCAAUUAUUGUGACUCCCUUGAAGUUGUCAGGGGGGGAUCUCAUUGGCAGUGGUGGAGGAUCUUCAAAGAAAUCUCACGAGCUAACCGGAACACCAACACAAAAACGGGUCACCAGAUCAAAGUCUUCACGACGUCAUAAUAUUGAAAGAAGUUUGAUUUUAAAAAGAAUUUUUGAUACACCAGAAGCCAAUGUUGAACCUGAUCAAUUGAAUUUGCUAUCGCCCGAAAGUACAGCUAAAAGCCCAGCGACCAAGAUCUCGUCAUUAUUUAAAAACAUUUCAUUGGGGAAUUUAUCUUACAAAUAUAAUACUAACGAUGCCAAGAGGAAAAGAAACUCUCAGUCUAGAUCGUCUACCAUUACUGUAUCCCAUAACCCUGCCGAUAAUUCAAUUGCCGAUAUUAUCCAAGAGGAUGACAAUAAUGACACCAGUAUGAUAAGUAUCGAUCAUGAUUCGCCAUCCAAAACGACUCGAGACAGGAAGGUUAUCAUUGUGGUGAGUGAUGAUGAUUACGAUGAACGCACGUACGAUAUCGGCUACCCUAACAAAAAUGCGACUGAUGAUGGAUUACUGACCAAUGCCACUGAUAAUCAAAGUAUUGGAAAUGGCAAUUCAGGAAAUAUGAACCCAAUUUUCUCGGAUCAAAAUCCUCUAAAUCGGAAUGCUCUUAGUAGUUUGGAACAAUCAAGAGAUCCCGCAAUUGGUUCGAACCAGAGUCUUGUUAUACAUGAUAUGGAAGAUGAAGGGAAACAUUCCAGCAGACUGAUCAUAGCACAGCAUUACUCAAGCCUCACUGAUGAUGAUGAUGAUGAUGAUGAGUCGAAAUUGGAUCAUGCAGAUGAUUUCAGGCUGGGAUACGUGCUGAUUGCCCGAUCUUUCGAAGGGACUCCUGACAACAGGGCAAUGCCUCGAGAUAAUUUUCAAAUACAGUGGAGGAAUAAGAGACCCAAAAACCCGUUGUUUGAUGAUUAUGCGAAGGAAGUGGAUGACAUGUUUGAUAUGGGAGAGUACGAUAAUAAAUCGCUGCCGACCAAAAAAUCGCGACUUGUUUGA
Saccharomycopsis crataegensis is the source of this 2022-nucleotide messenger RNA. RefSeq lists its product as uncharacterized. The transcript has a single exon. The coding region runs from base 1 to 2022 and encodes 673 amino acids. Lineage: Eukaryota; Fungi; Ascomycota; Saccharomycetes; Ascoideales; Saccharomycopsidaceae. Gene Ontology annotation, cellular component: nucleus. The record is from RefSeq and is a predicted model, not a curated record. Gene Ontology annotation, molecular function: histone binding; protein heterodimerization activity.